Molecule: messenger RNA, 1010 nt
Organism: Hyaloscypha bicolor E
Lineage: Eukaryota; Fungi; Ascomycota; Leotiomycetes; Helotiales; Hyaloscyphaceae
Product: S-adenosyl-L-methionine-dependent methyltransferase
Exons: 3
Coding region: 67-738 (223 amino acids)
Molecular function (GO): S-adenosylmethionine-dependent methyltransferase activity
Source: RefSeq, a predicted model, not a curated record
GCCAGCAUCACAAUUUUCAGUUGAAUCAUAUCCCCUAUCAGUAUCAAAAUCUUGUUUGUAUACGACAUGUUCAACGACGAGGACCUCAUAGAAUUGUCUCAUCCCAAGUACUGGGAUGGGCGUUAUCGCUCUGAGCAAAGGGUUACCCAGAAUGGCAUACAACCAGUGCUCGAUUCCUAUGAAUGGUUUCGCAGCUUUGAGCAACUUCGCCCUUUUUUUGAAAACAACCUUCCACCCUCCUCUAGCGGAUGUCACAUACUCCAUUUAGGUUGUGGAAAUAGUAACUUAACAGCGGACCUUUACGCCCUUGGAUACACGAAUCAGACAAGCAUCGACUUUUCUCAAGUAGUUAUCGACGCGAUGAUGACGAAGUACUCGGAUCUGGAAACUCGAUGGGGUGUUAUGGAUGUGCGCGAACUACAAUUACCAGAUGGCUCAGUCGAUGUGGCAAUUGACAAAGGUACGCUUGAUGCUAUGAUUCAUGGCUCCUUAUGGGAUCCACCGGCCGACGUGCAGAGUAAUGUGGGUAAAUACGUAGAUGAGGUUGCGCGGGUACUCAAACCUGGCGGGCAAUGGCUCUACAUCACAUAUCGACAACCCCAUUUUAUGAAACCGUUGCUUGAACGCAAAGACUCGUGGGAUUUCGCGGUCAAGACACUGGGCGAUUCUCAAGGGACAGGCGAAUUUGACUACUUUGGCUUCAUUAUGAAGAGGCAUGAGGCUUCGAAUACUUCUUAGACAACCACACAUGCUGGAUGCGAGACAGAUACAACAUGGUAUCUCGCCAAAGUGACAUCUACUUUGCCUUGUGACAUGUCAGACAAUACCUUUUCCCAUACGACUCUGCCGUUCUGCGGACUCUCGUCAAGGCUUUGACCAACACUCUCAUGCCACUGUCCAUCGAAUAUGUUGUGAUAAUACCGAUCUUUGAAACGAGAUCAAACUCCGGCCAAGCGAUCCGCGAGGCAGUACCAUUACGGUAUGGGUCGAGGGUCCGCAAAUAUCUGCAG